Stegastes partitus (bicolor damselfish) is the source of this 5863-nucleotide messenger RNA. RefSeq names its product zinc finger and BTB domain containing 42 (gene zbtb42). The record is from RefSeq and is a predicted model, not a curated record. Gene Ontology annotation, molecular function: protein binding; DNA-binding transcription factor activity, RNA polymerase II-specific. Gene Ontology annotation, cellular component: nucleus. Gene Ontology annotation, biological process: regulation of transcription by RNA polymerase II. The transcript is spliced from 2 exons. The coding region runs from base 142 to 1734 and encodes 530 amino acids. Lineage: Eukaryota; Metazoa; Chordata; Actinopteri; Pomacentridae.
GCCUGCCUUACCAGGGUCGGACUGAAGCUCAAGAAACGACAAGGAGAAGCGAACAUCUGGCCGCACAUCAUGAAAGGACAUCGGGGCUCAUAGGAGAUAAAGGACGACGAAGCGGGCGGGAAUACAUGUUAUGAAGGAAGAAUGGAGUUCCCAGACCAUAGCCGCCAGUUGCUGCAGUGUCUGAGUCAGCAGCGUCACCAAGGUUUCCUCUGUGACUGCACUGUUCUUGUCGGGGAGGCUCGAUUCAAAGCGCACAGAGCCGUGCUGGCCUCCUGCAGCAUGUACUUCCAUCUCUUCUACAGGGACCAGCUAGACAAAAGGGACGUUGUGCAUCUCAACAGUGACAUUGUGACAGCCCCGGCUUUCAGUCUGCUCCUUGAAUUUAUGUAUGAGGGGAAGUUGGAAUUCAGCACUCUGCCAGUGGAGGAUGUCCUGGCAGCAGCCAGUUACCUCCACAUGUAUGAUAUAGUGAAAGUGUGCAAAGGCAAGCUGAAAGAUAAGGAACUUUGCUCUCUGGAUGAAAAGAUGGGAGAGGGUCUGGGACUCAGCUGUCUGGACAGGGAAAAUUCCUCAGAUGGCGAGCUGCACAGUAAGCAGCUCAUUCGGCGACAGCCCCAGACACUGUCUCAGGGGCUUCACAGGGCCCCCCCAGCAGAAGAGUUUGACAUGGACAACAGUGAAGUCAGGCUGGCUGUCACAGAUUGUGAUAGGUCUACACAGAGCAGGCAGAAGGCAAACGGUCACUCUGGCAGGUCCCCGGACCUUGUAGGUGUCAAUUAUGUGUCAGCAGAGGCCGAGCCCUGCGUCCAAACAGCUGGAAAAACAAAAGCUGAUGUCAGUAGUUCCACCGUAUUGCUGUCCCAGAGGUCCCGGGCUUCAGAUGACAUGGACUGUGCACUGGAUUUGUCUUUCAAGCCUCUGUCUAGCAGAGAUCCCUUACACCCCUCCUACGUCUCGGGACAGCUGGCCCUCGACAGCCAGCAGCAGGGCACUGAGCCACUUGUUAAAGACGAACACGACUUGCUGUCAGAGCAGGAGGACAGUGAGCCGAUGAGCCCUGAGAGCCAGCGCUUUGGGAAUAGUGCCAGGAGCUCAGUGGUGACAGGGUUCGCUGCCCUCUUCCCAGGCAACAACGGCUCCACAGCCGCCCUGCUCUCCCAGGAGGAGGACCUGAUGGACGAGGAGGGGGAGGCCUGCAGGGGGAGGGAGGGCGCCCCAGGCAGGGAGGUGGAUGGGAGGGGUAGACUGCUGGGGGACAGUGAGGAGGAGGAGGAGGACGACCUGGCCUCCUCAGACAUCUCCACCUCCAGUGGGGUGCUCCUGCCCCCGGGGCAACAGGUGUGUGUGUGUCCCCUCUGCAGUAAAGUCUUCCCCAGCCCCCAUGUGCUGCAACUGCACCUCAGCUCACACUUCCGCGAGAAGGACGGCGCCCGGUCCAAGCUGUCCCCCGACGGCUCGGUCCCCACCUGCAUGCAGUGCAACAAGACCUUCUCUUGCAUGUACACUCUCAAGCGCCACGAGCGCACACACUCUGGCGAGAAGCCAUAUACCUGUGGCCAGUGUGGCAAGAGCUUCCAGUACUCCCAUAACUUGAGUCGGCACGCUGUAGUUCACACGCGUGAGAAGCCUCACGCUUGUAAGUGGUGCGAGCGGCGUUUCACUCAGUCUGGGGACCUCUACCGCCACAUCAGGAAGUUUCACUGUGGCCUUGUCAAGACUCUCGCCAUUGGAUAAAACACCUCUCACCAGUGCCAUGACAUAAGACAGAGUGUCUUUUCAUACACUGAAUACUACUACUGAACAAUUUUCCCAUUAGUACACACACAUGUCGGCAGUUUGUUGGAAACAUAUCUUUUUGGAUUCUACCCCAUGUGGCAUUUCUCAAGUUAAAGAUGUAGCAACUUUAAACUGGAGCUGUUUUCUGUGCCGGACCGUGUCGUGGGCAUACGUGACGGUCAGAGGCGGUCGGUUUGAGGUGCACAGGCUGUUAAGAUAAAAAACUGGGUGCUGUGAAACUCAAAAGCUGGAUGUGUGUCGACAAAGGUGAACAAAUCAGAUGAUGCACUUGUUUGUUUCUGUCUUGUUUGUGUCGGUCUGUCGAGUUUAUUUGAGGAGUGUAUUUGCUGAAAGGAAAAGCCUCCUGUGUUCGUACCCUAUGAGCAAAUGGGCGAUAGCUAAUGCUAACAUACGUUAAUACAAUCGUCAGAGAGACUUUAUUUGUGCACAUGGGAGAUCAGAACCGUCCGUGAGUAGCAAUAUAUGAUUUUUUUUUUAACACCUACAUUAUUAUUAUUAUUGUUAUUAUUAUUAUUAUUAUUAUUUAUUUUUGGGGGAUUUUAGUCCUUAACAAGUAAACUAUCAUAAGGCAGCAAAACUAAUGAAGUCUGACUACUGGAAGUAUGAUUUUUGUUUAUGGAAGUAGAGUUUUUAUUUGGUUGAAAUGAAGUUUUUGUGUUGUUUUGUAACAAGAAGCAAGCAGACCAUCAUAUCACCAUGUUACUUUAUUCUUUUUUCGUCUUGGGUUGAGUUACCAGCUCUUUAGUUGCUAAUGUGAGUGAGCACAUAUUGAUGGAUUGGCCUUCUAAUUGCGACUUAAAAAGACGUCGUGUAAUCAGAAGAGGGAUGGAGAGUAGUUCAAAGCUAAUGCCUGUAACACUGGUGCCUACUGAAAUUCUUAACACUUCACCUAGUGUACUUACUAAAACUAGAAUGAGAUGUAACGCCAUGCCUUUUCUUUUUUUUUUGUCAAAAUCAGUGACUUUUAUUUUUAGGCCUUUUCAAAAAAAAAAAAAAUCUGGAUUCCACUCCACGUACCAGGUAGUGACUAAGGUCUGCUCUGAAAUGCCAACUGAACCACCAGUGUCCUUUUUUUUUUUUUAAUUAGAUAAUUUACAAGAAUGUUCUAAAAAAUAUGUAGAUCCAGCUCUUGUCAAUGAAAUGUUUAUUGACUUGUCAAGCGAGUAGAGUCCAGCAAAUUACCUUGUUAUUCCCUGGUAUGGCACAAAGGGCACACCGAGCCGGUGUUUAGGACGAAAAACCUCAGCAGGCAGAGAGGAGGCGAGAAGGAGACAGGUGGAUGUUUUGUCUGUUGUUUAGCACUGUUUGUCCAUCAAAGCUGUGCCGUUCGGCUGAAUCUACUGACUUUUCUUUCUUUGAAAUUAAUCCAUGACUGUAUGUGUCUAAGUUACUACUACUGAUGAAGCCUUUUUGGUGACGCUGCCCUCGAGGGGAGUCUCUGGGCAGUAAAAUGGAUCUCUUUCUGUCUGUUCACGUAGAUGCUAUAUGGAUUCUUACCAGAGGGGUUGUAGCACUAAAAAGUUCAUGAUAUUUGUCUAAUCUGUCCUGAGAAGACUUGAUCAGAAUUUAUUUAUUAGUUUGACUUGGUUCAGGGUUUACCGUAGGUGUAGUUCUUAUUUCUAUGAGCUUGAGAGACGUGGCCGUCUUGCCUAGCGAUCUUGGUACUCAUUAACUGGUAUUGGGGCUGUCCAUUUUUUUUUCUCUGUGCAAAUCGAGUUACUGUAAUUGUAUUUUAAUAUAUUGUGUAGAAAUCUCUGCGGAGUGUUCAAGAUUUGUCACAUGGAACAUAGAGAAGCACUUGUUUUUAGCAUGCAUAUAGUUUCAACACUAUUGUCUAGGCUGCUAUUUCUUACUAUUUGUAUAUUUAAUGUAAAUAUAUACUAUAUUUAUCAAUUUUUUUUGUUUUGUUUUUUUCCAUGUUACAACACACGUAAGGUCGACAGAGUCAGGUGUCUUAUUAAGUCUGCAGUCUCUUAGUGUCAUGUCUUCCCCAGGGAGUUUGGUUCCUCUUCCAUAUUCAAAGACUUUAUUGGACUCCGCCUCACUACAAAUCAGAGCGCUUAAUGCUGCUCCGACUGCUGUUCUGCCAGAGGAAACAGUUGUUCACAAGCACAGCCACACCGAUAUGGCACCGGCUACCUAUAGAAACCAGACAAUACAGGCAUUGUUCGCCCCCCCCUCCACAACCAAGUCCCAGGUAGUUCUCAAGGGAUCAUUGUGUAUCUCUCUCCUAGCUGUGGGGAGAAAAGGCAGUUCAAGUGUCUCUUUGCACUUUUUUUUUCUGUAUUGAAUGGAGCCAUUGGAAUGUGAGAAAUGUAUUUAGCAAAGGGAGACCAAGGAGACUGUAAACAGGUGUAUUGUUUGGAGGCAUCAAAGAACAACCUCCCCCCUCCCUCCCUCCCCUUCCACCACCUUCCAUCCCAGCGUGCAGUAAAUAAAUGCUUCAUUGUUCCUCUACAUGCAGGAGACAUGACUAUGAAUUAUUAGAGUGUCGCGCUUCAAGUGCCAGAUUUGGAAAUAUUGUUGGGAUUGACGACAAUGCGUCUGCGGUGAUUGAGGUCAGCUCUAAGGUGCUGAUCAAGAGUCCAUUUCAGCUUUCGACACCCCGAGGUGGUUUUCUUUGGACUUCUUUCAGGAAAACAAGUGAAUUCACAUGUAAUUUCUCAGAAGGGUUUUCAGCAGUUUUUUUUUUGUGUUUCUGGAAAAGUCAAGAAGGAAUGACUGCAAUCUGUUUAACUCCCUGACCUGAAGUCAGCACUGGGGCUCGAAUGAAGGAGAAACACUCCUGUUGCUCACUCGCCCUGCCAGUUAGGUCACUCCAGUCAGAACGGUAGAUCUAUUACAGAUACGUAGAUGUCGCGUAGUGCUGAUGAUGUAUAUUUCAAUCAGAACACACAGGAAUGUAGUUUUUUUUUUUUUUUUUAAAUUAAAGGAACAUUUUUAUGUGGUGCAAGUUAAAAAUUUGCUCGAUUCUCUAAUGUACAUGUGUACAGAGGUAGACGAACUAACGACGUGUAAAGAAUUCUCUUCUUAUUGUUUGCAGUCUUUAUUUAUACCUCCAGGAUGAUCACCAAAUGUGCCUUGUAGACACACGGAUAGGUGUUGCAUCUGGAGAAGCCCUUUUUCUAUAUUGUACGUUUUUUGCCCUCGACUGCGGUGGUGAAGUUCACAUCACAGCAACAGUGGCCCGCUGACCAUUCACAACUGUUGUUCCUGUUUUUCUUUUUUUUUUUUUAAAAAGUCAUAUUAAAAAUGUUAAUUAAAACUUAAAGAUUAAAAGUCCAUUUAUUAGCGCUGCUUUGCGAGAGAUUUGAAAUUUAUGUGAAUAAAUUUGUUCUGGACGUGUUAAACUGAAGUCAAGCAUUUUUUUUUGGUGUGUGUUUUGGCUUUUAUCAGCCAAUACUACUGGGAACUAACAAUCCGUUCCUUCUUUUUUCUUUUUUUUUUAAUGUCACUGUUGAAUGUGAAACACUGAGAUUUUGAUUGUUGACUUGAAACAGUGCUACUCUUGAUCGAGGGCUAUGUUUGCCUAACUAAUGCUGUAUGAUCUUUGAAGUCAAAAAAAAAAAAAAACAAGACUGAUACUGGAAUUUUUUUUUUUGUCCUCUGCAGGUUACAACUGUGAAAUUGUGUAUAAUCAUGAGAAAUAUUUAUUAUUGCAUAUGCUUCUUGUGUAACAUUUGACUGUCUCGGUUUUAAUUUGGUUUCAAAAGAAAAAAGAGAAAAAAAAAAGGAAAAAAAAGCUUCUAAAUGUCAAAUGAAAAAUCUUUUUAAUAGAAUUUGUAGAAGUGCCAUUAGAAUUUAAUAUAAUUUUUUAAUAAGAAAGGUAUAUUUUAUAGUAAUCAAUUGCUUCAGUGUUAGUGGUGUAGAGAUUAGAGGACAAUCUUUAUGCAGAAUUUGACAUUGCUUAGAUAUUGAGGCAAUUUACUUUGAUCUAUAACUGUAUGUGCAUUUUUCUUUGUUUGCGCUUUCCGAGUGUGCUUGUGUGCGUGUGCUGUGGAAAUGUGACAAUCUUGAUUUAGGUCUUUAUUAAGAUUAUACAUAGAAUUAAAUGGAACAACUUUCA